UUCUAGGGUUUUUUCACAAAGCCGCCGCUUUCUCUGGUUCUAGGUUGCUUUGGUCCUUCUCGUCUUACCUCUUCUCCUCUCUCACAGAGGUUAAAGAGACAGGGUUAUCCACUCCCCGUCCGCCUUGACGUGGCUUUUUGCUCGUCUUGGCCCUCGAAAGGAGGUUUUUGUUGUAGAUUAUUCUCACUCGAUUCGUUUCGGAGUCGAACAAGCAAGGCAAAAUGGUGGUGAAGCUAUCGAAGUCCGAGAAGAAGGUGUUGUACGACAAGAAGCUCUGCGCGCUUCUCGAUGAGUAUAGCAAGGUGCUCAUUGCUGCUGCUGAUAAUGUUGGCUCCAACCAGCUGCAGAGCAUCCGCUCGGGCCUCCGUGGCGAUUCCGUUGUUCUUAUGGGGAAAAACACACUUAUCCGCCGCUGCAUCAAGAUUCAUGCUGAGAAAACUGGCAACAAUAGCUACCUCAACCUGCUUCCGCUCCUUGUUGGAAACGUUGGCCUGAUAUUUACAAAGGGAGAUCUCAAGGAAGUCAGUGAAGAGGUUGCCAAGUACAAGGUGGGAGCGCCUGCUCGUGUUGGACUUGUAGCACCAAUUGAUGUUAUUGUUCCUCCUGGAAAUACUGGACUGGACCCUUCCCAGACUUCUUUCUUUCAGGUACUCAAUAUUCCUACCAAAAUUAACAAGGGUACUGUGGAAAUCAUCACCCCAGUGGAGCUGAUUAAGAAGGGUGACAAAGUGGGCUCUUCUGAGGCUGCUCUCCUUGCAAAGCUGGGAAUUAGGCCCUUCUCAUAUGGUCUUGUUAUUCUUUCUGUUUAUGAAGAUGGAUCUGUAUUCAGCCCUGAGGUACUGGAUCUUACUGAGGAUGACCUUAUUGAGAAGUUUGCAGCUGGUAUCUCCAUGGUUGCUUCACUGUCUCUGGCCAUCUCCUACCCAACACUUGCAGCAGCUCCCCACAUGUUCAUCAACGCAUACAAGAAUGUUCUUGCUGUGGCAAUAGCAACUGAGUACACAUUCCCACAGGCUGAGAAAGUGAAGGAAUUUCUUAAGGAUCCUAGCAAAUUUGCUGUUGCUGCUGCUCCAGUGGCAGCUGUUGAGUCUGCUGCUGCAGCUGCACCAGCACCUGCUGAGGAGAAGAAAGAGGAACCUGCUGAGGAAUCUGAUGACGACAUGGGUUUUAGCUUGUUUGACUAAAGUCAGUUCUUGUGCGUAGCAUAAAAACGUUUUCAGUCGUCUUCUAUUGUCGUUUUUUGUUUUGCCACUCGAACUUGUUUGGUUCUCUGAAUUAUCUUCUGUUAGUCAUUUUGUCUUCAUUUAAUUUGGAUAGUGUUAUUAUGGGCUCUUAAACAAUGCUUUUUUUAUUGUUUUAGAAUAUUUCAACAGUAGUUUGUUGUUCA
Messenger RNA from Zingiber officinale, 1387 nucleotides. RefSeq names its product 60S acidic ribosomal protein P0. The transcript is spliced from 5 exons. The record is from RefSeq and is a predicted model, not a curated record. NCBI's taxonomy places the organism in Eukaryota, Viridiplantae, Streptophyta, Magnoliopsida, Zingiberales, Zingiberaceae. Gene Ontology annotation, cellular component: cytosolic large ribosomal subunit. Gene Ontology annotation, molecular function: large ribosomal subunit rRNA binding; structural constituent of ribosome. Gene Ontology annotation, biological process: cytoplasmic translation; ribosomal large subunit assembly; ribosome biogenesis. Bases 222 to 1184 code for a protein of 320 amino acids.